AUGUUUGAUGAAGGGGCUAAACAUUUAACCACGGUGAAAGACUUGUUGCUUCAAAUGUUAGGACAUAAACAUGAACUGACCAUGAAAGCCAUGCUAGGUUUAGCAAAGCCUCUGUGGGGACUAGGCCGACUUCGUGAAGCUAUCGAGCUGCAAACUACUGUCGAAGAGGCUCGGAAACAACAAUGGACGAACUUGGGAGAUCUCAUUGGCUACACGGACAAUACCAAGAAGCUUUGGGUCUGGCACAGCAGACCACAGACCAAAAUGAAAGAAAUCUCGAAACCAGAGGAUGAUCGCUUGCUGGCUGCUCUGGACAAUCUUGGAGUGGCGCUUGGUUCAUGGCACAAAUUCAAAGAGAGCCUCGACAUUCAUAAGAAAUUACGCAAACUCCGCGAGGAUAAACAUGAUCCUAAAAACCUCAACACACUCGCUUCUAUGAUGAACGAAGCAAUGGCUCAUUUGGGCAUCAAGCAUUUUGACGAAGCGCAAGCUCUCAUGGACCAAGUCUAUCAGGAGCGAAAGGACCAACUUGGCAAAGAACAUCCUUGGACAUUGUGGACGCUAUGCUAUCUAGCGAAGAUCAAGGUCAAAAUUGGGGAAGUAGAUGAGGCAGAGAAGAUGUUAGACGAGGGAAUAGCAGCGGGUAAGCGAAGUCUGCACGAGAACCAUCUGGGCGUUCUCAUGGGCAAUGGUGAACUUGCCCGUGUCUAUUCUCGCCAAGGUCGACUCGACGAUGCGGUAAAGCUCCUUUCCGACACAAUACGGCGUCUGGAAGAAUCCAGAGGACUCGAGCAUCCCGAUACGUUCUACUCCCUGUGA
Molecule: messenger RNA, 819 nt
Organism: Rhinocladiella mackenziei CBS 650.93
Lineage: Eukaryota; Fungi; Ascomycota; Eurotiomycetes; Chaetothyriales; Herpotrichiellaceae
Exons: 2
Coding region: 1-819 (272 amino acids)
Molecular function (GO): protein binding
Source: RefSeq, a predicted model, not a curated record